AGGUGUAAAAAAAAAACCAACAUAACUUUUCUUUUAGGAAAAAGGAAACAGUUGCAUACACUUUAAUACAUGACAGUAUGCCCAACACUACACCGCCAUCUGGGGCUUCAAUAGAUAAUACACGCAUGACCCGCACAGCAUCUGGUGUUAAACUUGCUUAUUUGGCAUCCACCCAACAACCUCAACUCUCACCACAGCAGCAGCAACCACAGCAACAAGCAACCACCACCAUAACUGUAAAUGGAGUUGAUAGCAAUGCACUUGCUACUUCCAAUAAUACAAUUAAUAGAUCCUUAGCUCGUGAAAGACCUUUUGCUCGUGAAGAACAUAAUACAGCCAGUCCAAAUAGUAGACCUCCAUCUACACGCUCAGCUACUUCGUUUGGAAGACAAAUGAAUAGGUUCAUACCUGGUCAUCAUACACGUCAUCACUCCAACUAUUCCAACUUUAGUACAAUGAGUGAAAGUGCUUUGCCAUGGACAACUCGGGAUAUUGGGUUCAAUGCUAUUUCAGGUGUAUUAAACGAUCCAUCAAGACGGUCGCAAGAUAUCAGUAAACCUAAUAAAUCAGACAUACCUCCAGUGACACAUGCCUCUAUACCUCGUAUAAAGGCUAACGACUUUGAACUCUACUUGAAGCAUAUCGGGCCAGCCUUCGAAAGAUACCAAGCGAAUAAAGCCAAUAAAGAACAUGAGGAGCCAACCCACGAGCAGCCAUCGCCGAUAGAGGAGGAAGGAUCACCUAAUAGCAGACCGGGACAAUUAAAUAAACGUAUGAGUCGAAAUCCUUACAGUUUACCUCAGCAUAUAUUAUCAAGCGAAAGCUUAUUAGACGAGGAUUCAACCAAAACACCUCCACGUGAUUUACCCAUGUUAGAAAAUGUUCCUUCCGUCUUUUUCGAGCCUGAUUUUUUCCUGGAAAAUCCACAAAUAUUUGAUACCGUUUGUGAAGGAGCUGAUAUAGUUGGAAAUAGUGGGCCCAAUCCACCCGUCUCAACUAAUUCGAUUUUGCAAGAAAAGUUAUCUUAUUAUUUAGACACUGUGGAAGUGCAUUUAUUGCGGGAAAUUGAAAAUAGAUCCUCAUCCUUUUUUGAAGCACUCAGUAAUCUUCAAGCGCUCCAUCAACAAACAUUGGAUUGUGUCACACAAAUUCAUACGAUUCGGCAGAAAAUGAAACAGAUUCAAGAAACCGAGUGUAAGGAUGGCUUAGAGGUGAUUCGAAUCCAAGUUCGAAAAAGAAAUUUAGAAAAAUUACAUAGAGUCACGGAGAUUGUAAAGGAUAUUCGAUCAGCACAACCCACAAUACAGAUCUUACUCGGCCAAGGGGACUAUUUUGCCGCAUUGGAUUUGAUAGAUGAUACGAGGGAUGUGCUGGAUGGUAAAAAGGGACACCAAUUGACGAAUGGCGAAGAGGAGCAUCAUGAAGCUCCUAUUGAUUUGAGCUCUGUAAAGGCUCUAGCAAAUUUCUCGGCGCAAUUAGAGGAAAUGCACAAGUCUGUGGGAGUGAUGAUGCAACACGAUUUUCUUAGUAUUUUGUUAUCCGACCUAUCCUACAGGCUCGAAAGCCUUGAUUCUACUGCAGCAAAAGAAGCAUUACUAAAAUUGGCAGAGAGUACCAACAAUGAUACAGAAGAUAAGAAGGCCGGCUUACCAACAAAUGAUGGAUGGGAUAAUAUAGAUUUGGAAAAAGAGAAGGAUUUACAAGAGAGAAUGACGCCAUGUACUGUAGGACUAUUAAGAACUGCAAUGCUACCUACAACACUUCAGGGCUACCGAGAGAGACUGAUGGUAGAGAUUAAAGAUAUUGUCCGAAAAAGAUAUCCUACCACAACAACCAACUCGCCAUCAACACCCUCUGCUGAAGAUCAAAGCGGUAAUCUUGCAAAACAGCUAAAGUCGAUGCCAUUCUCUGCAUUUUUCCAAAUGCUUCUCGAUAUGUUUUCUACGCUGAUCGAAGCCAUCCAACGAGCCUCUGUUUAUCACCAAUUAUUAAUCGCCGUUGUCGAAUCACAAAAACCCGAAUCUGAAUUUUUGACAAAUUUAGGCAAGGAAUCCGCAGAUAUUGUAUUUUCUGCAGCAGAUUUGGCUCAUGUUCGGUGUGGGAAAUUGAUUGGGUUUCGUAGCGAUCAAAAUGCAUUGUUAAACCCUACGGAUUUUUAUAGACUGUCCAGCGUAGUCCGUACAUUCAUCUUACAAUGCGAGGUAUUCUGUGGCCGUACUUGCUUUGGCUUACGUGGUACCGUCACCUCCCAGCAAAAAGCAUUCGUUGAUCACUUUCACAUGGAACGCGUGAAACAAGAAGCACAACUGAUUGAAAACGAACAAUGGGCUGCUAGUGAGGUACCGUCGGAUUUCCAGUUGAUUGUGGAUAGAAUCUGUGAUGGACGGAUUUCUUGCUUUGUUGAUGGCACCCUUCAGCAACAGCAACAACAAUAUGACGGUGAAAAAUCUAUCAAGCACCUGGUGAUUGAUGGUCAGAGCUAUUACGUGGUUGGAUGUACUCUAUUGAUUUUGAAGAUGUUUGAAGAUUACCUAAAGUGCGUUUUAAACUUGGAUAACAUGGCAUCUGAAAUCAUGCAAAAGCUGGUUGAACUGUUAAAGCUUUUUAAUUCUCGAGUAUGUCAAGUUAUUCUAGGCGCUGGAGCGAUGCGCUCGGCUGGUUUGAAGAAUAUCACCGCAAAGCACUUGGCAUUGGCCUCUCAAUCCUUAGGCGUAAUGAUUGCACUGAUACCAAAAUUGAAAGAAUGUAUUGCUCGCCAGAUGCCUACCAAACAAACAAGCUUGCUUGUCGAAUUCGAUAAAAUUGUAAAGGAUUACACUAAUCAUCAAGGUGAGAUUCAUGCCAAACUUAUUGCUAUUAUGAAUGAAAGGUUUGCCGCUCAUGUUAAGGCCAUGCAAUCGAUAAAGUGGGACGAAGAUGAGCCUCAGACUGGUAAGAACGCCAACGUAUACAUGGAAACCUUGGUCACCGAAACGGUUCGGUUACACAAAGUUCUUGCAAAGUACCUCCCUGUUCAUGAUUUAAAGGUUAUCAUGUCCAAAGUGUUUCAAUCGUUCACUUCACAGCUAUCAGAAGAAAUCAGCAAAACUCCUGUCAAAACUGAAAGAGGCAAAAGCCGGUUGGCGAGAGACGCGGCCUAUUUCACUCGACGCUUAAAGGCUUUACAACAUGUUGAUCCGCCUUCUGAUUCAGUCAUGGAAGCAGUUGACCAUAUCAAAAUUGAAUCUGGACAUACUGUUCAAGCUGACGUGUCACCUACUAGUUCAAGUUCAUUACCCCAAAACUCAGCACAAACUUCAUAACACUCGAUAAUAAUAUUCCCAUCUUUCUCAUUUUAAAUACUGUUUUUAUACUUGGAAAUUCAGACGAUCUUCGUAUUAUUUUGGACGCAUCAAAAUUAAUUUUCGAGAUGUCUGACGAAACAAGAAUGGAAAAUACACAAGUUCAAAAUACAGUUUAGACAUUUUGCUAGUUUCUUUUGGAUGCCGAGUUAUAAUAAUUUGAGUUAAAUGCUGAAGUAUCUUCUAAAUGAUAAGUCAGGUUUCAAUAUAACAUUAGAAGUAAAGCAACAAAAUGCUUAAUUACUAGUGUAUAGAGAAGUAAACAUUGCAGGUUUUUAAAAUGUGUAUUUAACAGCAUGUGAGGAAUAGUGACUAUGAA
Molecule: messenger RNA, 3660 nt
Organism: Mucor mucedo
Lineage: Eukaryota; Fungi; Mucoromycota; Mucoromycetes; Mucorales; Mucoraceae
Product: Vps54-like protein-domain-containing protein
Exons: 5
Coding region: 78-3302 (1074 amino acids)
Biological process (GO): Golgi to vacuole transport; retrograde transport, endosome to Golgi
Cellular component (GO): GARP complex
Molecular function (GO): syntaxin binding
Source: RefSeq, a predicted model, not a curated record